AAUGUUUGUUUGGGCUUGAACCGUGACCCGACUUUCAGAUCCUGCUCUUUCAGCUAUCAAAAUCAAAAUCAAAAUCAAAACCAAAAUCAAAAUCAAAAUCAAAAUCAAAAUCAGCCUUGACAACAAUCACCUCCAACCCCACCAAGAAAGUUUUCGAAAUUACUGCUUCCCCUAUCAACUGGUUCUGAAAUCCAAACCCUAAUUUUCCUAAUCCGAAACCCUAAUCGAACUAAUUUUCAAAUCAGUUAAGAAUUUCCGGCCGAAUCAGGAACCCUAGAUUCCAUGGCGUCGAGGAAAAAGGAAUCCGAAGGGAUUGCCUUGCUAUCCAUGUACAACGAUGAAGAUGACGAAGAAAUGGGAGACAUCGAAGAAGGUGACCACCGGCAAAACCAACAAACUGGGGAAGAAGAAGAAGAACAACAAGAAGGGCAGCCGCUAGAAGAAGAAAACGAUUACAGAGAAUCUAAUAACAAUAUGGAAGAAGAUUCGAGAACCAACGAUAAUACGCCUCCUUUUCCUCACCAAAACACCAAUCUUUCACAACAACAGCAGGAGCCUUCUGUUUCUUCGCCGCAGCAACCUCAAACUUUGGUUUCGUCGAAGAGAAGUGGAGGAGGAAGGCUGACCAUUGUUGAUUAUGGCCAUGAUGAAGCUGCCAUGUCACCGGAGCCUGAGGAAGGGGAACUAGGAAACAGUGAUGACCUCAUGAUUGGCAUAGAUCAACAGAAUGCCAAUGGUGACUUUCAAGGAAAAACGCCUCCGGGGGCUGUUCAGCUGACUCCACAAUCAUCGGACUUAGAACCAUUACAGCCUGAGACCUUGACCAAUGCUGUUAAUGAAUCAGAUGGUGUAGAAGUUGAGGAAGCCGUUUCUGUAGACAAUGUUGAUCCCUUGGAUAAGUUUCUUCCACCUCCACCAAAGGUCAAGUGCUCGGAGGAGCUACAAAGGAAAAUAGAUAAAUUUCUCAACUUGAAGAGAGCUGGAAAAAGCUUCAAUGCUGAAGUUCGGAAUAGGAAGGAUUAUAGGAACCCUGACUUUUUGCUGCAUGCUGUGAGGUAUCAAGAUAUUGAUCAGAUAGGGUCUUGCUUCAGUAAAGAUGUGUUCGAUCCUCAUGGAUAUGACAAAAGCGACUUCUAUGAUGAAAUAGAGGCUGAUAUGAAAUGUGAAAGGGAGAGGAAGGAACAAGAAAGCAAGAAGAACCAAAAGGUCGAAUUUGUACCUGGUGGAAAUCAACCUGGAGCGGUUCUUCCUGCUCCAAAAGUUAGCAUGCCUACUGCAGUUGCGGCUGGGAGUGGUUUGCCUUCAGGUCCGACUGCAGUGGAUAACAACAUUGUGCGGGAUGGUAGACAAAACAAGAAAUCAAAAUGGGAUAAGGUGGAUGGUGAUAGAAGGAAUCCUCUUCCUGCUGGAUCACAGCAUUCUCUAUCUGCUGCUGGAGCACAUACAGUUAUAUUAUCAGCUGCUAAUGCUGGAACCGGGUACACAGCUUUUGCACAGCAGAAACGGCGAGAAACAGAAGAGAAAAAAUCCAGUGAAAAGAGGUUGGAUAGAAGAUCUUAAAUUGAUCAUUUUUAGUUCUUGACGGUGUUCCAGAAAACUGUUUGUGAGGCUGAGAACCAGUCCUUUGCGUUUUUGCACCUUUGUAAUGUUUGUAUUGUACCUUGUAGAUCACUUACCUAAUUAUAGCCCCAUAUUGAUGCUGUAGUGAUGCAAUAAUGCUUUGCCCCUAGCUGUGUACCAUCGAGGUCUAACUUUUGGUCUUUCAGCUUUAACGCAGUAAAGCAAGCGUAGCACGAGAAAGAUUGGUCAAAAUCUCACAUUCCUUGUAUUAACCGAGAGGGAUGCAAAUAGUUCGAAGAGCCAAGCAAGCCAUGGUCAUAUCAUCUUCAUCUUGAAAGCAUUUGUCAUUCUUUUGAGCUUAAAAAUACAUGGCUAUCUCUUGGAUGUUUAUGUUACCAAUUUCUAUCAUAAUAUUUGUUGAGGCAAGCAGGUGGGGGUGAUUUCAAAUUUGCAUGAACUUUGCUGCCAAAAUUCGAGGCAAAAAUGACAAAAUAUAUAUUAGAUGGGGUCAUGGUCAUGGGGGUUGGAGAUAGAGAAAGGGGCUCAAAGAUCAAUGGUGCCUGUCUUUGUGUCUUUGGCAUCAAAUGAGAGACGUUGGAGAUUCGUACACUGUUCCCUGCAUACAUUUCAGUCUGAGGCUCAGAUCUUUAUUUAAAGCAAUUGUUUCUGGUUGAAUUA
This is a messenger RNA of Gossypium arboreum, 2238 nucleotides long. RefSeq lists its product as uncharacterized. The transcript has 8 exons. The record is from RefSeq and is a predicted model, not a curated record. Gene Ontology annotation, biological process: regulation of DNA-templated transcription. Lineage: Eukaryota; Viridiplantae; Streptophyta; Magnoliopsida; Malvales; Malvaceae. Gene Ontology annotation, cellular component: nucleus. The coding region runs from base 283 to 1560 and encodes 425 amino acids.